Gongylonema pulchrum is the source of this 390-nucleotide messenger RNA. The record is from the annotation of a GenBank genome assembly. Lineage: Eukaryota; Metazoa; Nematoda; Chromadorea; Rhabditida; Gongylonematidae.
AGUGGUGUUGUGAAGCUGAAUAAAGCUCUGAAGAAGCAAAUGCGGAAGGAGAAGAAACGGCUAAAAAAAGAGGCGAAGAAAGCCAAAAAAGAAGAAAAGCGGCUUAAGCGGAUGAUAAAGAAAGAGGAGGCGAUACUGCAAGAACCAGUUCCGGAAAGCUCGUGGAAAGACCAGAAAAAAAUGAUUGAUUCCGGACCGAUUACGAAGGAAGAAAUUUAUGGCCACAAUGAACAUUUCAAUUUCGGGAAGCCCGAUUUCGAGAAAGCGGACUGGCGUGACAUUGAGAUUUGGAAAGCGGUGCGCGAAAAAGAGAAACAAGAAAAGGGAGAGAAAGAAACUAACUGGAAAGAGGAAGAGCAUUACCUUCCUUCCAGGUUUCGCAGAGAAUAG